CCUGUUGUCCAUCUGUGUUAAUAGCGAUCUGCUCGCCUUUAGAGGGGCAGUAUUUGUCGCUAUCAGUAGCCAGACCAACUUCCAAUCUUACAAGCUGGUUCUUUGGCUUAAUUGCUGCAUUUGUAACUACAAGAUCUUUCCAGUCCCUAUUCGCCGGUCUUACGGGAUACUGAUAAACAUACAAGUUUUCGGCAAGCGCCUUUGACAAAUAAACUGGUAUCUGAAAUUAUAAUUAUGAACAUAUCGCAAUAAAUCAAACAAUUUAAUGUUCAACAACAUAACCUUAUACCACGUUGUAUUUAACAAUGCAGAUAACAUUACCUCUUGUACUACAGGAUCUUCUUCCUCCAUACUGGCUGGCAAGUUUUCCCCUUGGUUAUUUUAAAUAUAUCAUCAAUAUUUAUUUGGUAAGCAACAAAACUAUAAAAUAGCGACAAUACACACAAAACGGUACCUACACGACGAACGAACGACAGAUUUUAUUGACUUAUUAAAAUUGAUGACCCAAAACUACAUCCUUGUAAAUUUGCUAAUCACAACAUAUUCUUUAAAUUCUCCUUCUGUUGGUUCUGAUAAAGUUUUGAUUAUCUGGCACAUUGAAACCUGUGAAAGAAUAAAAAUUAAUCUGCCAGCGCAACGCUUAGAAAUGUCAUACCAAUGUCAAAUGAAUCACUUUAAUGAAUUUGUAAGGUUUUUAUUUCUAUAUUUUUAAUGGAUUAUAAUUAUGCAAUAUUGUCCUGAAAUACACUUUUGCUGUGUUAUCUUAGUACCGAUGCUGUAACCUUAUAUAAAAGAAGGAAUAAUAAAUAUUUAACCAACAAGAUGUCUGAUAUGAUAAUAAACGACUCCGUGCCAGUUGAUAAAAAAUGGAAUGAAUUGAUAAAGUAUAAUAUUUUUAUCAUGAAAUUAGUCGAAUUCGUAAUAUCAAUGCUACUCAUGAUACUCCCGUUCGUUAUGACCAGGCCUGGGAUCUUUUACUGCCUGGCUGUGUCGCCGACACUUAUUUUGUCGGUGAUGUUCGUGGUGCUGUAUUUAGUGGACCAAGUGCAUGACCUAGCCGAACAGAUGUACCUCACGAUACAGAUAUCUUUGAAUGUGGUAGUGGCACUGCUACUCUGUAUUCUACCGCACGUUGUGGAGCCUGUGGACGUAUGGCAAUGCCUGGUGGCGGGUCCGACACUCAUGCUGUCAUUGCUUAUCAUGGUGCUAUAUGUUGUGGACCAGGUACAAUAUGAGGCUGAGAUGUAUUAUGUUGUUAUUGAACUAAUAUUCACGGAAAUGUGA
This is a messenger RNA of Chilo suppressalis (striped riceborer), 1284 nucleotides long. The record is from the annotation of a GenBank genome assembly. NCBI's taxonomy places the organism in Eukaryota, Metazoa, Arthropoda, Insecta, Lepidoptera, Crambidae.